This is a messenger RNA of Melospiza melodia melodia, 2341 nucleotides long. RefSeq names its product LIM homeobox 3 (gene LHX3). The transcript is spliced from 6 exons. The record is from RefSeq and is a predicted model, not a curated record. NCBI's taxonomy places the organism in Eukaryota, Metazoa, Chordata, Aves, Passeriformes, Passerellidae. Gene Ontology annotation, biological process: regulation of transcription by RNA polymerase II; neuron differentiation. Gene Ontology annotation, molecular function: zinc ion binding; RNA polymerase II transcription regulatory region sequence-specific DNA binding; DNA-binding transcription factor activity, RNA polymerase II-specific. The coding region runs from base 1 to 1188 and encodes 395 amino acids. Gene Ontology annotation, cellular component: nucleus.
AUGCUGCUGGAGCGGGUCCGCGCCGGUUCCGAGAAGGCAGCGGAGCUCUGCCCCUUCCCGCGGAGCCCAGAGAUCCCGCUGUGCGCCGGCUGCAACCAGCACAUCGUGGACAGGUUCAUCCUCAAGGUCCUGGACCGGCACUGGCACAGCAAGUGCCUGAAAUGCUCCGACUGCCAGACGCAGCUGGCCGAGAAGUGCUUCAGCCGCGGCGACGGCGUCUACUGCAAGGAGGAUUUCUUCAAGCGCUUCGGGACGAAGUGUGCCGCCUGCCAGCAGGGCAUCCCCCCGACCCAGGUGGUGCGCCGGGCACAGGACUUCGUUUACCACCUGCACUGCUUCGCCUGCAUCGUCUGCAAGCGGCAGCUGGCCACCGGCGACGAGUUCUACCUCAUGGAGGACAGCAGGCUGGUCUGCAAGGCGGACUACGAGACGGCCAAGCAGAGAGAGGCUGAGUCUACGGCCAAGAGGCCCCGCACCACCAUCACGGCCAAGCAGCUGGAGACCCUCAAAAACGCGUAUAACAACUCCCCCAAGCCGGCGCGGCACGUCCGGGAGCAGCUCUCGUCGGAGACGGGGCUGGACAUGCGGGUGGUGCAGGUCUGGUUCCAGAACCGCCGGGCCAAGGAGAAAAGGCUGAAGAAGGACGCGGGGAGGCAGCGCUGGGGGCAGUACUUCAGGAACAUGAAGCGAUCCCGGGGGACAUCCAAGUCCGACAAGGACAGCAUCCAGGAGGAGGGGCCCGACAGCGACGCCGAGGUUUCCUUCACAGAUGAGCCCUCCAUGUCGGAAAUGAGCCAUUCCAACGGGAUUUACAGCGCGCUGAGUGAAGCCUCGCCGGCGCUGGGGCGGCAGGCGGGCACCAACGGGAGCUUUGCCCUGGAGCACGGCGCGAUCCCGGCCCCGGAGCCGUUCCACGAGCUGCGCUCCAGCAGCCCCUACGGCAUCCCCCCGUCCCCUGCGGCCCUGCAGGCCCUGCCAGGCCACCAGCCCUUGAUCUCCAGCCUGGUGUACCCCGACAGCGGCCUGGCCAUCAUGGGACAGAGCGGAGCAGGGGUGCCCCAGCCCAUGAGGGUCCUGGCCGGGAAUGGACCGAGCUCCGACCUCUCCACGGGCAGCAGCGGCGGGUACCCCGACUUCCCGGCCAGCCCGGCCUCCUGGCUCGAUGAGGUCGACCACGCUCAGUUUUGAUACAGGGGCCAACCCCAGGCAGUGGGAAGGGAAAGGACUCGGUGCUGUGAAAUGUCACCUGCUCUUGGAAAGGACAGAGGGACAGCCCUGAGUGCCGUGACACGGAGGGAGCAGAGGGGAUUUCGGAGAUGAGCCUGGCAUGAUGGUGAUGAUGAUGAUGAUGAUGAUGGACAAAGGCCCUGGCACUGCAGCCAUUGGCACCCAGAGCGUCCCAACCAAACUGAAUCUUGUGUCUUUACCAAACACCAGGACUUGUGCUUUACAGAUUUGAUAUGAGGUAUUUUGCGUUUUGUUGUCGGUGCAUUCUCCAAAGCGAGGACAUGCUCCGUCACCCAUCCACACCGAAACAUUUUUAAGGGAAAAUAAAAUCCUCAUCCACGGUGAAAGGUGUGACGAUGUCUAUAUUUCUAUAGGAGAAAUGUUCAUAGUGAAUCACUUCAGAAAUCCAUGGUAGGAAACUUCUCUGUUCUUCCAACAGAUUUUUUAAAAGCGCACCAAUGCGGUAUGUUUUGUUUUAUUUGAAUUUACAUUAUCUUUUCUAAAACAAAAUGCUCUUUAAUAUGCCAAUCAUUUAUCAACAGCCCUUUUCCUUUGUAAAAUGAAAAUCAUAUGUUAAUUCUGCUUCUCCCCUUUUUAAUUUGUAGCUUGCUAGGUUGACUCUUCCAUAUAAGCAUUAAACCGUGAAUAGAUGUAUUUAUUACCAAGUAAUUCCACGUUCAUCACGAGGUCAAGAAGUGAAUUUUUCUUGACCCAGGGACACCAGUGGUGGAUCUGGGUUGUGGAUCUUAUGCUUUUCCUUGAAAUUUCUUUGUAUCAGUUUUACUGCAAAGUGUCUCAAAAAUCACCCUGAUGUCUUGUUGCCAAAAACCUUCUCGGGGGGCCGGGUUUAAAAUGAGCCCUUCCCCAGGCACUGCUGGAGUGAGCAGCCCCUUCCCUGGGGACAUGUCCCUGCUCCAGGCAUUUGUGUAUUUCCACAGAUAUUGUGCAAGCUGAUUGUGAGGAAAGGCAAGACAGUGUGUAUAUUGUUAUCUGUAAAAAUUAUGGAAUUAACUGUAGAUUAUGUGGAUGUCCAGUGUCUUUUAUUUAUAUUCUCGCUCUCUCUCUGAUGAUCAAAUACUUCAAGGUUACAAAUAAAUUUGUCAGCUAAACUUUA